AUGAACACGAACAAAACGCAUGCAGUUCUGUCGGACCCCAACAAGCGUAUCCUCUAUGACGUCGGAGCCUACGACAGCGACGGCGACGACGAGGGUGCAGGAGACAUACUGGGAGACAUCCUGAAGGCCAUGAACCACACACCUCCACACCUGGAAGACGGCAAGCGCGAGAGCUUGGAGGAUCUGCAGAAGCAGUCCGAGGAGCUGUUCCUCAAGCCCGGCGCUUGCUCCUCCAAGUCGCUGCCGCAGCCGUCGUCCUCCUCCUCCAAGACAAGGGCAGGCAGGAAGUAG
This is a messenger RNA of Aegilops tauschii subsp. strangulata, 291 nucleotides long. RefSeq lists its product as uncharacterized. The record is from RefSeq and is a predicted model, not a curated record. Lineage: Eukaryota; Viridiplantae; Streptophyta; Magnoliopsida; Poales; Poaceae.